AUGCCAUGGAUAGUGACACAGUGCACAGCAAGACUAGAAUCUUGGCUCAAAAUUCUGAGUCCAGUAAACCAAGAACUAAAUCAAGAUUUGCACUUCAAGAAAAUUGAUGAAUUGGGACUUGGAGUUCCGGUUUUCGGAAAUCCAGGAGUGAAGAUACAAUUGCAAAAAGAAGAAGAAGAACCAAGAAAGUCCUUAGAAGUGUUAGGCUUUCCAAUAACAGAAAAGGAAAGAAGCAAAAUGAGCCUUGAGAAUAAAAUAGGCAUGUUAACAUGGGAUGCGAUUGUUCCAAAAGCUGAAGAAAUUGAUGCCAUCAACAUAGAAGCAAGUUCAAAUGGAACAUAUGAGGAUGAUUAUGCAGAAAGUGAUGCAAGUUCAGACUUGUUUGAGAUUGAAAGUUUCCCAAGUAAUAAUACAGCAAAUCCAAGCCUUGUUAGACAGGGUUCAGAUGGAAUGUCAUGUUAUGCUCCAAGUGAAGUUAGCAUUGAUUGGAGUGUUGUCACUGCUAGUGCAGCUGAUUUCUCUAUAAUGUCUGAUUCAGAAGAGCUCAAAAUUGGAGCAAAUUCCAAUAGAAUUGUCCAUAAUGGAAGAGAAACAACAGGGAGAGACAAAUCGAAACGUCGUUCGGGCAUUAUUUUGGGAUGUAACAAUCAUAAAGCUGUAGGAGUUGUUGGAGAUGCAUAUAAAGUUAGUGAAAAAACAUCAAUUGAGAUGCCUCAGAGGAACUUCAAGACUCAUGAGCCUAUUAUGCCAAUGACAAGAUUUCAUGCUGAGAGCAAAUUGACUCGAUUUGAUGCAGGAAAUAUGAAACAUGAUUUUAAUACAAGAUCAUUCUCUAGCACAUAUACUGGACGUCCUGCAGAUUUCUUGUAUAUUUAGAAGUGAAAAAUUAUGUUAUGUGACUUUAGUAUUUCCAGUAUUUAGCAAUGCAGUUGAAGAAUAAAUUAAACUAGUUAGGAUUAUUUUUUUUAGUUCUUGUUUUUCUUCUAGUGUGUAAUCUGAGAUUCACAGUUUUAAGUGUUUUUGUUGUGAAUUAAAUUGUCUAAAGGUAGAUACAUCUAGUUGAUUUUGUAUUUGUGUUAUUGGCUUAUUACCAAAGCUAAUGUAACUGAAUAAUGAUAUUGUC
Lycium barbarum (goji berry) is the source of this 1123-nucleotide messenger RNA. Its product is annotated as protein PHYTOCHROME KINASE SUBSTRATE 2-like. The record is from RefSeq and is a predicted model, not a curated record. Gene Ontology annotation, biological process: phototropism. The transcript is spliced from 2 exons. Bases 1 to 876 code for a protein of 291 amino acids. NCBI's taxonomy places the organism in Eukaryota, Viridiplantae, Streptophyta, Magnoliopsida, Solanales, Solanaceae.